AUCUACUAUAUUCGAACCUUUGCAUUGACAUGAUCAGUUAGGAUCUCUUUGCUUCAAAUACAAAUACCUGUCUUCAGCUACCCUUUUCGUUUGUGAUUCUAAAGAGAACAUCAACCUUUUGAACUAGGUUUUUAAGAAAUCAAAGAUUGAUCAAAUUCAAACUCAUUCAAGAUGUUACUCUCAACCCCAACCUACAUUUUCAUCAACCUAACCAUCCUAACCUUCAUAUCAAACAUAUCCCAAACCCGAUCCCAAACCCCAGGUUACGCAGUAGUCUGUUGUGAUAACGUCAAUAACAUCUGUGGUGGUAAUAUAGAAGAUUUAAAGUGUCAAGAAGAAAACUCUAAUAAGACGUUUCCAUAUACUUGUGAAGUUGAUGAAAGUAAACCAAAGUGUUUGAACGGAGGAAAUCUUGAUCAGACUGUUUGUGUGAAUUUCGGUCAACUUACUUGUAAGCUUAUUAGGAAGUGAUUAAUUACUUUCAAGUUUCAAGACGUCCUUUUUUGAUCUUUUACAUGUGGAUGAGAAGGUGGAUUUUGAAGAUGGUUUUGAUGCGAUCUGAGUUGUGAUUUGUGCAAUUGAUUUGUUUUUUUUGCUUAUUUAUCAUGUCUCUUCUGAUUUUGUAAUCUUGUGAAAUUCAAUGAGAUCUUUGGUAUAUC
Molecule: messenger RNA, 659 nt
Organism: Melampsora larici-populina 98AG31
Lineage: Eukaryota; Fungi; Basidiomycota; Pucciniomycetes; Pucciniales; Melampsoraceae
Exons: 4
Coding region: 172-471 (99 amino acids)
Source: RefSeq, a predicted model, not a curated record